Molecule: messenger RNA, 1596 nt
Organism: Ochotona princeps (American pika)
Lineage: Eukaryota; Metazoa; Chordata; Mammalia; Lagomorpha; Ochotonidae
Gene: ANGPTL6
Product: angiopoietin like 6
Exons: 5
Coding region: 156-1592 (478 amino acids)
Source: RefSeq, a predicted model, not a curated record
UCCCCAGGGGCCUGUACACAGCAGGCGGUCCAGCAUGGUUUGAUGGAAAGCUGCAGGGUGCCUGGAGCUGGGAGGAGAGCCCUGGGCGCGAUCCACAGCCCCGCAGGUGCAGCUCCCCGCGUGUCCCCAGGCCUACACCUUUCCGACCCUCCCCUAUGCCUUGCAGGUCAGCCAUGGCGGCUCCCCGGCUGCCGCUGCUCCUGUUGCUGGGCGCGUCAUGGUCAUGGUCGUGGUCAUGGGUACGGGCCGGCGCCCCCCGCUGCACCUACACCUUCGUGCUACCCCCGCAGAAGUUCACGGGCGCAGUGUGCUGGAGCGGCGCCGCGGCCAGGGCGCCGGGGGAGGCGGCCAACGCCAGCGAGCUGGCUGCGCUGCGGCUGCGUGUGGGCCGGCACGAGGAGCUGCUGCGAGAGCUGCAAAGGCGAGCCGCGGCCGACGGCGCCGUGGCCGGCGAGGUGCGCGCGCUGCGCAAGGAGAGCCGCGGCCUGAGCGCGCGUCUGGGCCAGCUGCGCGUCCAGCUGCAGCACGAGGCGGGGUCGGCGCCAGGGCCAGGGCCUGCAGCCACCGCUGCCACCACGGCCACCACCGCCACCCUGGCCCUGCUCGCCGAGCGCGUGCUCAACGCGUCGGCCGAGGCGCAGCACGCGGCCGCCCGCUUCCACCUGCUGGACGGCAAGUUUCGCGAGCUGGCGCAGCUGGUCAGCCAGCAGAGUGGCCUCAUCGCCCGCCUGGAGCGCCUGUGCCCCGGGCAGCAGCAGCAGCAGCAGCAGGUCCCGCCGCCACCCCUGAUACCCGUCGUGCCCAUCAGCCUGGUGGGUGUUGGUACCAAUCACACAAGCAGGAAGCCGACUCCAGCCCCGGAGGUGCAGACUCUGCGGCAGCAGGCACCCCUGGCCUCGCCUGUGGCUGCAGAGCCACCUGCUGUCCCCACCAAACCUGCAGGCCCGUGGCAGGACUGUGCGGAGGCCCACCGGGCAGGCCACCGGCAGAGCGGGGUGUACGAGCUGCAGCUGGGCCGGCACGUGCUGUCGGUGUGGUGCGAGCAGCAGCUGGAGGGCGGAGGCUGGACGGUCAUCCAGAGGCGCCAGGAUGGCUCGGUCAACUUCUUCACCACGUGGCAGCAGUACAAGGUGGGCUUUGGGCGGCCUGACGGUGAGCACUGGCUGGGCCUGGAACCGAUACACCAGCUCACCAGCCGGGAAGACCACGAGCUGCUGGUGCUCAUGGAGGACUGGGGAGGGCGUGGGGCCCGCGCCCGCUACGACAGCUUCUCCCUGGAGCCCGAGAGUGACCACUACCGCCUGCGGCUCGGCCAGUACCACGGCGAUGCCGGAGACUCUCUUUCCUGGCACAAUGACAAGCCCUUCAGCACCGUGGACAGAGACCGAGACUCUUAUUCUGGGAACUGUGCUCUCUACCAGCGCGGAGGCUGGUGGUACCACGCCUGUGCCCACUCCAACCUCAACGGUGUCUGGCACCGUGGCGGCCACUACCGGAGCCGCUACCAGGAUGGGGUGUACUGGGCAGAGUUCCGAGGCGGCGCGUAUUCACUCAAGAAGGUGGCCAUGCUGAUCCGGCCGCUGAGGCCGUGAUGGC